CGGCCACCCGGGCCUUUUCCGCCUGUUCUCGGUUGGCUUUAUCUCUGCUCCCUAGGUCGGUCCCGGCUCCGGGCGCUGGUCGCACAGCACCCCUCGCUCGCACCCAGCGGUUCGCGCCUCAUUCCGAAUCUCUCCGAGGCUCGGAGCAGCUCUGCCGUGCGUCUUCGCGGGGCGGCCGGGGCUGAGGCCUGCCGCGGGCGGUGCGUCCUCGCAGACCUGACCCCGCAUCUCCGCGCAGCUCGGUUGAGGCAGCCGCCGUCGCCGUCGCCUCGGGAUGCCGCGCCCGGGGGCCGCGCAGCGCUGGGUGGCCGCCGCGGGCCGUUGGAGCUGCAGGCUGCUCGCGCUGCUGCUGCUGGUGCCGGGGCCCGGCGGCACCUCUGAGAUCACCUUCGAGCUGCCCGACAACGCCAAGCAGUGUUUCUACGAGGACAUCACGCAGGGCACCAAGUGCACCCUCGAGUUCCAGGUGAUUACUGGCGGUCACUAUGAUGUAGAUUGUCGAUUAGAAGAUCCUGAUGGUAAUGUGUUAUACAAAGAGAUGAAGAAACAGUAUGAUAGUUUUACCUUCACAGCCUCCAAAAAUGGGACAUACAAAUUUUGUUUCAGCAAUGAAUUUUCUACUUUCACACAUAAAACUGUAUAUUUUGAUUUUCAAGUUGGAGAAGACCCACCUUUGUUUCCUAGUGAGAACCGAGUCAGUGCUCUUACCCAGAUGGAAUCUGCCUGUGUUUCAAUUCACGAAGCUCUGAAGUCGGUCAUCGACUAUCAGACUCAUUUCCGUUUGAGAGAAGCUCAAGGCCGAAGCCGAGCAGAGGAUCUAAAUACAAGAGUGGCCUAUUGGUCAGUAGGAGAAGCACUUAUUCUUCUGGUGGUUAGCAUAGGGCAGGUAUUUCUUCUGAAAAGCUUUUUCUCAGAUAAAAGAACCACCACAACUCGUGUUGGAUCAUAACUACGUUUUGCGAGUUGAUGCACCAUUGCCACUCUAAUAUUGCUGUCCUCUAAUUAAUUUUAGGUAUCGAAGAACUUAAUAUUGGCAACAUUUUUAAAACCUUACUCAUACACUUGUUGGGGGGGAUGUACAGUGCAUAUCCCCAACUGUGAAAAGGACACCUUUUUUUAUUUGUAAAGGUAGAAAAACUUUGGAACUUAUUUUGGGCUAUUCAUGUUAAAUAUUCAACACCAAUGAUCUACUCUUUUCUUGAUUGUUUAUAUCUACUCUUCACACACUUAACUUUGGUAUUUUGAUUCGUUUUAGCCAUUUAAAAGUACUUUUCUUAUUGGUAGUGGAUAUUUUAAAAACCUUCAAUUUAAUGUCUACAUUUGUUGUGGAGGAAGAAAAUUGCCUUUUAAUUGUUUAUGGUAAAUAAAGUUUUGUUUUUAAGAAAACUAAAUGUGAUUAACUGUAGCCCAAGCCCUAGUCUGCACUGUUUAAUUUUAUGGGGGGAAAAAACUACCAUAGAAAUGUUUGUUAAUAUUGACAUAAUUUUAAAUUGAUACAUCAUGGUAUAAUUUAUUUCUCACUAACUUGGAAAAUGUCAGAUUUUUGCUUUUUGGUUUAUUCUAUGAUUUAUAACCAGAUAUGUUAUUUUUUUCAAAAAGACAUUCUUACCACAGAAAAUAGUAUGUUUCUAUAACAUAAUAGUUUAUACAGGUCUUAAAAAUCGGACUUAUAAAAAGUAGAAUAAUUACAGAAUAAUUUAAGACACUAUAGUGGAGGGCAAAGGAAAUGAGAAAAUUUUUAGUGAAUUAUCUGGACACAUUACAUUUUCAGUGCUUUUACAAGGGAAAAAGGUGAUCUGUUUCAUUUUAACGUUUUAAUUGGCAGGUUCUUGCCCUUAUGUGGCUUUAAUGUCUUUGAGUCAUUCCCAGCUUAAAUUGACAGUUGUGAUAUGAUUGUAAAAGUACCAUACAUUUUAUCCUGAUGAGUGUGAUGCACUGAGAAGUUAGUUUCUUUAGGUGUUUUUUUUUUCUUUCCUUUUCUUUGUCUCACACAUGUAAUUUGUAUAGUCUCUGGUUAGCAGCCCUAAGAUGAUUUAAAAAUUUAGAAUUCUGUGUGUGUUUCUUAUUUGAUAAUCUUCAUUGAUUGUACUGCAUUUAAUGAGUAUUAAAUAGUGCAUAUUCUGUA
This is a messenger RNA of Diceros bicornis minor, 2125 nucleotides long. RefSeq names its product transmembrane p24 trafficking protein 7 (gene TMED7). Gene Ontology annotation, biological process: endoplasmic reticulum to Golgi vesicle-mediated transport; intracellular protein transport; Golgi organization. Gene Ontology annotation, cellular component: COPII-coated ER to Golgi transport vesicle; endoplasmic reticulum; endoplasmic reticulum-Golgi intermediate compartment. The transcript has 3 exons. Lineage: Eukaryota; Metazoa; Chordata; Mammalia; Perissodactyla; Rhinocerotidae. Bases 275 to 949 code for a protein of 224 amino acids. The record is from RefSeq and is a predicted model, not a curated record.